AAUGAACAAUCAAAGUAAUCCUAAAGGAUAUAUGGGAGGAUCACCUUAUCAAGGAAAUAUAUAUGGAUAAUAAUAAUAAGUGAAUUUAUUAUAAAAGGAUCUAUUUUAAACUUUAGGAAAAGAAUUUUAGUAUUAAAUAGUUAAAGGACAUAAUGAAUGUACUCAAUCUGCAAUUGUAUCACUAAAGAAUUUUUAGAUAAGAAUGUAUAGUUAUACAUUAUUCUAGUGAUUAGAAUUAUAACAUUGCCAUACCUCCAACUUGUUUAAUAAACAACGCUCCAUAUGAUUAUACAAAAUUUUAUUAGUGGAAUAAUAAUUCAACUCAUUUGGCUUUAGUUCAUGCUAUCUAAGAUUAAUUGGAACUGCAGUUGAAACUACUCUCAAAGUACACUUUAUCAAUAUAAGUACAGUCCAAUAGUAAAAGAUUAUUGUGAUUUUGUGACUUCUCUCCAUGUAGAUGAAUUUGUUAAUAGAAUUAAAAAUAUGCCAGUUUCUUAAAUGUUACCAGGUCUUUAAGUAUCAGAAUAUCAAGUAUGGAUAAAUUCUGAUGAAAAAUAAUAAGUUUUAAUGAAUCUAUUACCAUAAAUUCAAGAAUUAAGAACUUUAAAGGAGAGAAUGUUAUAAUAUGUUUAAUAAAAUGAGAUUAUUGCUGGUAUAAAUAGAAAAAGAUGAAAAUUUAGGUUUGAUAGAGGCAAAUGAUUAAGAAAUUAAAACUAGAGUAGAAAGAUUAGUUUCUAGAAUUAAUUACUUUGAGGAAGAGAAAAAGAAUUAUUUUUAAUUAUAAAAUAGAAGUAGGACAUUAAGUGAACGAUUUUAAAAUUCAAAGGUGAAUUUCUAAUUCUAAUAAAUUUGUGAAAAAUAUGAUGAAUUAUCUGAUAAACUAUUGGAAUCAUAAUAAUCUGAAGAUUAUGAAGAUUGUAAUAUAUUUCAAUAAUUAAUUAGAGGCUAAUCAAUAUUUUUAGAAUAGAAGAAAAUAUUAAAAGACAUUAGUACUAUCAGAGAAAUUUAGACAGAUGAAACAUAUUUGAU
Messenger RNA from Paramecium pentaurelia, 1029 nucleotides. NCBI's taxonomy places the organism in Eukaryota, Ciliophora, Oligohymenophorea, Peniculida, Parameciidae. The record is from the annotation of a GenBank genome assembly.